CGCACUAGAUUUGUUGCUUCGGACAUAAUUAGGUGCUUGACACCAAGAUAUCUCGUCGUCAGCCACUCAGUCACCAUGGCUGCGUCUACCAGCAUUGCCGCUGGCUCGUCCCUGAAGCUCGCAACCACCUCCUCGCUUGGCGCGAGGUCCUCGGCUUUCCAGGAAUGGUCCGAGGGCUCCAUUAGAAGCAUCUCCCUCAAGAGCACCAGGCCCGCAGUCAGCAAGACACAGUCUCGCCAGAAAGACAAUUCCAAUGGCAAGAACCGCAUGGUGGUAAAGGCCAUGGCGCCUAAUGCUCUCGUGGACAUCAACGCGGCUGAUGAAGUCAAGUUCAAGGCGCUGGUCUCUCGCCGCGUCGUCUUCGACCAUGCCGACUGGAAGAAACACAAAUCCAGCGGCCGAUACUUCAAGCACCUGCGCAGCAUCCUGACGUCCAAGGUCAUCGGUGCGCUGGGCCCGCCCGUGUCGGUGAUGACGGGAAUCGCGGCGGCGGUGGUGGGGUGGAACGAGAUGGUGGUGAUGGGCGCGCUGCCCGAGUGGGCUCCCGUGCUGCACAUCUCCAACCUGCCCUUCAGCCUCACGGCGCCGGCGCUUUCCUUCCUGCUGGUCUUCCGUACUAACGCCAGCUACGGCCGUUUCGAUGAGGCUCGCAAGAUGUGGGGUCUCAUGCUGAAUCGCACGCGCGACAUCACGCGACAGGCACUGUCGUACAUGGCGCGCGACCAGUACACGUACGAGUACCCCAAGCGCGCGCAGUUCAUCCGCCACCUGCAGGCGUUCCCCCUCGCGUACAAGCACCACUUCAUCCAAGAAGGCUCGCUGGAAGAGGAUCUCAGGGACCUGACCAGUCUGACUGAUGCGGAGAUUGCGGGAGUGCUGGGGGCGACGCACCGGCCGAAUUACGUGCUGCUGAUGAUGUCCGAGUGCAUGCGCUCGUGCACCAUGGAGCCCGUCAACCGCCUAGCUAUGGAGGCCAACUUCGCGACAUUCGCGGAUGACAUCGGAGGCAGCGAGCGGCUGUUCAAGACGCCCAUCCCGCUCUCCUACACGCGCCUCACCUCGCGCUUCCUCGUCCUCUACCACAUGUUCCUGCCCUUCGCUCUCUGGGACCCCCUCGGCUGGCUCACCAUCCCUGUGACCGCCACGUGUGCGGCUGUUUUCUUCUGCAUUGAGGAAGUCGGAGUGCUCAUUGAAAACCCCUUCCCAAUUCUCGCCCUCGUCGUCAUCUCCCAAUCGGCGCGCAACAACGCUGGCGAGAUGGUUGCCCUCCACGAGGGCGUCCGGAAUCUUGUGGCGGAGGACGACCUCGAGAUGAAGAAUCUGUCAGCCCGCAAGCAGGAGGCUCUGCUGCCCCAUGCGCCCCAGUUCGUGCCUGAGCCCGAGCCUGACUACCAGUCUGACUGGGAUGAAGAUGCUGCUGCCUUGGCCCCCAUUCCUCCUGCUCCAGUGCCUCCUGUGGCUCCUGUUGCUGCCCGAGGGCCUUACAGCGAGUAAAGAAGGUUGAUGAAUCUGCGUCAUUGGUCUACUUCAUUAUUUCUGGUUCCUUAGUUCCUCGUUUUUGCCAGGUACUGGUUGUAAAGUGCUAUGUAUGUGAAUAAAUGAUUUGGAAUUGGUGGCACUGUAGU
Messenger RNA from Closterium sp. NIES-67, 1625 nucleotides. Lineage: Eukaryota; Viridiplantae; Streptophyta; Zygnematophyceae; Desmidiales; Closteriaceae. The record is from the annotation of a GenBank genome assembly.